This is a messenger RNA of Purpureocillium lilacinum, 1437 nucleotides long. Lineage: Eukaryota; Fungi; Ascomycota; Sordariomycetes; Hypocreales; Ophiocordycipitaceae. The record is from RefSeq and is a predicted model, not a curated record.
AUGCAGGUUGGUGACGACCCGAUGGUCCGUGCGGCAAUCUUAAUUCAACGCGAAAACUACAAAGCCUUUGGCGCUGACGUGCGCGCCUUGCACUCCAGUCUUGGCCAGCUCGAGAGUGCCAUCAAACGAGCCCAGACGUCGCUCAUCUCACAUGGCGCCCAAAGCAGGGAUAUCCUGGGCGGCGACCAGACCUCACUAUCAGAGAUUGUUGGCGACUACGAGGCUACGCUGGUGGAGUGCGAAAGGCUUCUCUGGGACAACCGACGGUAUGCCCAGACAACGGGCCCUGCGACGAACAUCAACUGGAACAUCAAUGUCAUGCCCCAGGUUGACUAUCUGCGCAGCCGGAUCCAGAUGCACAACACUCGUAUCCAGCAUGUUCUGAAGCCUUUCGAAAUCGAUCUGAUCAACAACUUUCAUGGAGACUUGGCUCAACGCAUCACAAGCCUUCACGUAGACGUCCUGCGCGUCAACCGAAACAUCGACACCCUCAUCGCUCAGCACUAUCCAGAUGUCGCAGCGGCCAUCGAGCAACGGCUGGAGCAAGAACUCUGCUCAGUCAGAAUCCCGGAUCCGUUGCUAGGCAGGCUGGGAGGCAUGUUCGACCGUCACAAACUGGGCCGGCCGCCAACCCUGCAUGAGAUGGCCGACUGCUUUCUCAUCCAGUUCGAGAAAAGCACCGUGAUAUUGCCUAUCUCAGUGGACGACGAUAGGCAAUCCCCUCCUGUCGAUCAGUACUUGGCACUCCUCAAAUGCCAGCUCGUGAUGGAUAGAAUGAAAGACACCAACGAGCUACGGAAUCCGCGAAGGAUGUCACAUUGGCCGGGAUAUGUGAGAGCUCUCGAAGAGAAACUAUCUCAGCAGUCUUCGAGGUUCGAGACUGAACUUACGACACCCGACGUGUCAAAUUGCGAAGACAAAAGGCUCGAGAUAUGGCACUCAGACGAUAAGCCUACCAAGACACCCCAUCCCGCAAUCGGUCCACUCUAUAUUGAUGUCGUCGAAGUGGCCCUCGCGAAGGAGUCCGCCGUCACAGCUUGGAGGACGGUCCGAGUAUCAAGACAAGCCCAUGCCGAACACCGAUUUCGACUGGUGGAAACCUGGGGCUCUCGUGGUGAGCCACCAGUCGUGGAGUCGCGUGUCAUGGACAUCAACAUGCGCAAAGCCACGCUCAUUCCCAUCUAUGCCGACCCUGUGGGUAAGGCAGGCAAAACACCGCCACUGGAGAUCGUCCUCGAGGACAAAGCCAGCUCCUAUCGAUUCUUGUUCAUGGAUCUGAGAGAUCUUUUCCUCUUUCAGCAGGCCUUCACUGAUUUCAAGGUUGCCGAGAGUUUCAUGGAGUGGGGUCCCGUGCACGAGCCGUAUUUGUUAGACCCGGCAAGGAAGAAUCGUUUGAAGAAGACACAACACUCCAGCUCUGGAUCCCGUCACCGAUGA